Molecule: messenger RNA, 2502 nt
Organism: Chionomys nivalis (European snow vole)
Lineage: Eukaryota; Metazoa; Chordata; Mammalia; Rodentia; Cricetidae
Gene: Slc9a3
Product: solute carrier family 9 member A3
Exons: 16
Coding region: 1-2502 (833 amino acids)
Biological process (GO): proton transmembrane transport; regulation of pH; sodium ion transport
Cellular component (GO): brush border membrane; apical plasma membrane
Molecular function (GO): sodium:proton antiporter activity
Source: RefSeq, a predicted model, not a curated record
AUGUGGCAUCCGGCUCUGGGACCAGGCUGGAAGCCGCUGCUGGCGCUGGUGCUGGUGCUGGCGCUGACCAGCCUGCGAGGGGCGACAGCCUCUGAGGCGGAACCCAGCGCAGAUGAGAGCUUCCAGGUGGUCACCUUCAAAUGGCACCACGUCCAGGAUCCAUACAUCAUCGCGCUUUGGAUCCUAGUGGCCAGUUUGGCCAAAAUCGUCUUUCAUCUGUCCCACAAGGUCACCAGUAUCGUCCCUGAGAGUGCUCUGCUCAUCGUUCUGGGCCUGGUGCUGGGCGGCAUCGUCUGGGCAGCUGACCACAUUGCGUCCUUCACACUCACACCCACGGUCUUCUUCUUCUACCUGCUGCCCCCCAUCGUAUUGGAUGCUGGAUAUUUCAUGCCCAAUCGACUCUUCUUUGGUAACCUGGGCACCAUUCUGCUAUAUGCUGUUAUUGGCACUAUAUGGAAUGCAGCCACCACAGGACUGUCCCUCUAUGGUGUUUACCUCAGUGGCAUCAUGGGUGACCUGAAGAUUGGACUCCUGGAUUUCCUGCUUUUUGGUAGCCUCAUUGCUGCUGUGGACCCUGUGGCUGUGCUGGCUGUGUUUGAGGAAGUCCACGUCAAUGAAGUUCUUUUCAUCAUUGUUUUCGGAGAGUCACUGCUGAAUGAUGCAGUGACUGUGGUCUUGUACAAUGUUUUUGAGUCUUUUGUGACGCUCGGUGGUGACAAGGUGACUGGCGUGGAAUGUGUGAAAGGCAUAGUGUCCUUCUUCGUGGUGAGCCUAGGGGGGACUCUGGUGGGUGUUAUCUUCGCCUUCCUGCUGUCCCUGGUGACUCGCUUCACCAAGCAUGUGCGAAUCAUCGAGCCUGGCUUCGUCUUUGUCAUUUCCUACCUGUCCUAUCUGACCUCCGAGAUGCUGUCCUUGUCAGCCAUCCUGGCCAUCACCUUUUGUGGAAUCUGCUGUCAGAAGUACGUGAAGGCCAAUAUCUCAGAGCAGUCGGCCACCACUGUGCGCUACACCAUGAAGAUGCUUGCCAGUGGAGCAGAGACCAUUAUCUUCAUGUUCCUGGGCAUCUCAGCUGUGGACCCACUCAUUUGGACAUGGAACACGGCUUUUGUGUUGCUGACGCUGGUCUUCAUUUCUGUAUACCGAGCCAUUGGUGUUGUUCUGCAGACCUGGAUCCUGAAUCGUUACCGCAUGGUGCAGCUAGAGACCAUUGACCAGGUGGUCAUGUCCUAUGGUGGCCUGCGUGGGGCAGUGGCCUAUGCCUUGGUGGUACUUCUGGAUGAGACAAAAGUCAAGGAGAAAAAGCUGUUUGUCAGCACCACUCUCAUCGUGGUCUUCUUCACAGUCAUCUUUCAGGGUCUGACAAUUAAGCCCCUGGUGCAGUGGCUGAAGGUGAAGAGGAGUGAGCAGCACGAGCCAAAGCUCAACGAGAAGCUACACGGCCGGGCUUUUGACCACAUCCUCUCUGCCAUUGAGGACAUCUCAGGACAAAUUGGACACAAUUAUCUCAGAGAUAAAUGGUCCAAUUUUGAUAGGAAGUUCCUCAGCAAAGUCCUCAUGAGAAGAUCGGCUCAAAAAUCUCGAGAUCGGAUUCUGAAUGUUUUCCAUGAGCUGAAUUUGAAGGAUGCCAUUAGCUACGUGGCUGAGGGAGAGCGCCGUGGGUCCCUGGCCUUCAUCCGUUCCCCGAGUAUGGACAAUAUGGUCAACGUGGACUUCAGCACACCCCGCCCAUCUACUGUGGAGGCAUCUGUCUCCUAUCUCUUGAGGGAGAAUGUCAGCGCUGUGUGCCUGGAUAUGCAGUCCUUGGAGCAGAGGCGGAGGAGCAUCCGUGACACUGAGGACAUGGUCACUCACCACACACUGCAGCAGUACCUGUACAAGCCUCGACAGGAGUACAAGCAUCUCUAUAGCCGGCAUAAGCUAACACCCAAUGAGGAUGAAAAACAGGACAAGGAAAUCUUUCACAGAACCAUGAAGAAGCGCAUGGAGUCCUUUAAGUCAGCUAAGCUAGGCAUCAACCAGAACAAGAAGGCAGCCAAGCUGUACAAGAGGGAGCGUGCACAGAAGCGGAGGAAUAGCAGCAUUCCUAAUGGGAAGCUGCCUACAGAGAACCCGGCACACAACUUCAUCAUCAAGGAGAAAGAUUUAGAACUUUCAGAGCCCGAGGAGACCACCAACUAUGAAGAGAUCACUGGGGGCAUUGAGUUUCUGGCCAAUGUCACCAAGGAUGUAACCUCUGAAUCUGGGGCAGGAAUUGAUAAUCCCGUGUUCUCCCCUGACGAGGACCUGGACCCAAGCAUCCUAUCCAGGGUGCCGCCCUGGCUGUCCCCUGGGGAGACCGUGGUGCCCUCUCAGAGGGCCCGUUUCCAGAUUCCCAACUCUCCCAGCAACUUCCGCCGUCUGACACCAUUCCGCCUCAGCAACAAAUCAGUGGAUUCCUUCCUGCUGGCUGAUGGCCCCGAGGACCAGCUCCAUCCCGCUUCCCCUGAGUCCACACACAUGUAA